Molecule: messenger RNA, 4232 nt
Organism: Sardina pilchardus (European sardine)
Lineage: Eukaryota; Metazoa; Chordata; Actinopteri; Clupeiformes; Clupeidae
Gene: loxl2b
Product: lysyl oxidase-like 2b
Exons: 14
Coding region: 152-2449 (765 amino acids)
Biological process (GO): peptidyl-lysine oxidation; sprouting angiogenesis; collagen fibril organization
Cellular component (GO): membrane
Molecular function (GO): copper ion binding; protein-lysine 6-oxidase activity
Source: RefSeq, a predicted model, not a curated record
GGGACCUCUCUCAAAUUGCUUGAGUUAUAAAGAAAGUUGGGAAAGGAUUAUAAUAGCCAACCUUAAUCCAUCCACAGCUCUUUUUCUGCAACCAGAACGGUCUCCAAAAACACAUUAAAAGGAGCCACCGCAUCGCUGAGUUGUUGCCACUAUGCCAGCUACCUGGUCACCACCCUGCUUCUUGGCCAAGUUGAUGUGCUUAUGGGGUCUCUGCCAGGCCCAGUACCUAGGCUACCCACCGGGUUACCCGGACCCCUACGUGGAGACCUACACUCCCCCAGAGCUCCCCGCCGACACCCCCAGGAUACAGCUGCGCCUCGCCGGGGACAAACGCAAGCACAACGAGGGCCGCGUGGAGGUGUACUACGAAGGAGCGUGGGGGACUGUCUGCGACGACGACUUCACCAUACAUAAUGCGCAUGUGGUGUGCAAGGAGCUGGGCUAUGUGGAGGCCGUUUCCUGGUCCCCAUCGUCCAAGUACGGGAAGGGAGAAGGGCGUAUCUGGUUUGACAAUGUCCACUGCACUGGGAAGGAGAAGACCCUGGCGCAGUGUCCAUCUAAUGGCAUCGGGGUGUCUGAUUGCAAACACUCUGAGGACGUGGGGGUCGUGUGCAGUGACAAGAGGAUCCCAGGAUUCAAGUUUAUCAACUCUUUGUCCAACAAUAUAGACAGCUUAAACAUCCACGUGGAGGACGUCCGCAUCCGCGCCAUCCUGUCCUCGCUGCGCAAGCGGACCCCGGUAACGGAGGGCUACGUGGAGAUCAAGGAUGGCGGCCGCUGGAGGCAGAUUUGUGACGAGGAGUGGACGCAGGAAAACAGCCGUGUCAUCUGUGGAAUGUUCGGCUUUCCCGGGGAGAAGCGCUACAACACCAGAGUUUACAAGAUGUUUGCCCGCAGGAGGAAGCCAGCCUAUUGGGACUACGCCGUCAACUGCACCGGGAAUGAGGCCCACCUCUCGGGCUGCACCCUGGGUCAGGCCCUCGCCACCAAGGGCAACAACACGUGCGGACGGGGCCUCCCCGUGGUGGUGAGCUGCGUCCCCGGCCGCUCCUUCGCCCCGACUCCCAUGACGGGCUUCAGGAAAGCCUUCAGACAGGAGCAAUCCCUGGUGCGUCUGAGAGGUGGAGCGGUGGUCGGAGAGGGCCGUGUGGAGGUCCUGAGAACCGGUGAAUGGGGCACCAUCUGCGACGACAACUGGAACCUCAUGGCCGCCACGGUCGUGUGCCGAGAGCUGGGCUUCGGCAGUGCCAAGGAGGCCCUCUCGGGCGGACGCCUUGGACAGGGGAUGGGCCCCGUUCACCUGAACGAGGUUGCUUGCACAGGCUUUGAGAAGUCCAUCGUUGACUGCAAAUUCACAAUGGACAACGAGUCGGGAUGCAGUCAUGAGGAGGACGCAGGUGUACGGUGCAAUGUCCCCGCCAUGGGCUUUCAACAAAGGCUUCGCCUCAGUGGUGGUCGGAGCCCGUUUGAAGGCCGCGUGGAGGUGUUAAUGGAGAAGAACGGCUCGCUGGUGUGGGGCACCGUGUGCAGCGAGGGCUGGGGCACCAUGGAGGCCAUGGUGGUGUGUCGGCAGCUGGGUCUGGGCUUUGCCAGCAGCGCCUUCCAGGAGUCGUGGUACUGGAUGGGGCUGGUCAGUAACGACGCGGUGGUGAUGAGCGGCGUGAGGUGUUCGGGGACGGAGAUGAGCCUGUCUCACUGCCUCCAUCACGGAGAAUUCCUCAGCUGCCCCCGCGGAGGAGGACGCUACACUGCCGGAGUCUCCUGUUCUGAGACGGCCCCAGACCUGGUGCUGAACCCCCAGGUGGUGGAGGAGACGACGUACCUGGAGGACCGGCCCAUGUUCAUGCUGCAGUGUGCCUACGAGGAGAACUGCCUGGCCACCACGGCCAGCUCCACUCCGGCUAACUCCUUCCGCCGCCUGCUGCGCUUCUCCUCACAGAUCCACAACAACGGCCAGUCGGACUUCAAACCCAAACUGAACCGAGAGUCCUGGGUCUGGCAUGACUGCCACAGGCAUUAUCACAGCAUGGAAGUGUUCACCCACUAUGACCUCCUGAGUCUGAACGGCACCAAGGUGGCCGAGGGUCACAAGGCCAGCUUCUGCCUGGAGGACUCUGAGUGUGAUGAAGGCAUUGAGAAACGGUAUGAGUGUGCAAACUUUGGUGACCAGGGCAUCACAGUUGGCUGCUGGGAUACCUACAGACAUGAUAUUGACUGCCAGUGGGUGGACAUUACGGAUAUCAAGCCGGGAGAUUAUAUAUUCCAGGUUGUUCUCAACCCCAGCUAUGAAGUUCCAGAGUCAGACUUCUCAAAUAACUUGGUGAAAUGCAGAUGUCGCUAUGACGGCCACCGCAUAUGGAUGUACAGUUGUCACAUAGGUGGUUCGAUGAGUGAGGAGGUGGAAGAUACUUUCCCUGGUCUCCUGAACAACCAGGUAUCCCACAGGUAAAAGGAGAGAAGCCAGCAGAGAGGACCCGAGGGAGCCAAUCGGAACCCAGCCCAGCCGUGAGAUUACCCAAUGCCCUUAACCACUACAGCCCUCGUGUUUCCACAUGAGCACGACCUGAACUGCUCAGAGACACGUGCAUCUCAUCCCAGCACAGUCUGCUUCGUGGCGUCUUUUUACGCUGAUAGAGGCUUUUUCCAUCAAACGUCAUGCCCUGGAGUAGGGGAAAAUCUUUCACCAAGAACUAUGCUCCUCCAAACGGGUUUGGCGCCAAAGGGAUACACAAUCUUAAGAGAUGGUGCUCAUGCCUUGUGUUGAAGCCAGCCAAGUUCUCUGUACAACGGUAGUGUUAGUUGUCAGAUGAGAUGCACUGUGUUUCUGUGAAGCAAGCUCACUUCAAACAUGAAAGGGAAUUCAGAUGCACUUUGUUUACUUAAACGGAACAUGUGGUUCAGGUCAUUUUGUCAGUUGGGAAAUAUAAUAGUCUUAUAACUACUCACCAUAUCUCUAAUAUUGAUUGAAUAUUGUUACCUGCCAGUAGAGAUGCAACAUUGCUAUCCAUCAGUGCCUUCAUCAAUGCCGUUUACAUCCCAAAGCCAGUAUUCUUCAUCUCAGAGCGAGCAGGGCCCUUCGAGGACAUGCAGGCACCACUGCUUGGAUAUGCUCAGAUGAUGCACUGCACAGAGCUCACUUGUGACGGAUUGAGAUGUUACAUAUAACCUCCCAUUCAAGAAGGCCACAGUAUGAACACUGAGGUUGGAGUGUACUGUACGUCUAGAGACACAGAGAUGAGGAUGAACCCUCCCCUCCUUCACUGGCAGGGGUUCACAUUGUGGUCACUAUGGUUACUCAUUGCAAGCCACUAAUCACAGUGAAGUCACAGUAUGACCACAUCCACACUUAGUGCCUUUAGUAUCAGGACUGACCUGACCAUUCUGAAAGGUUCUCUUUCACUUGUGAUCAGACUCCUGGGUGGUGUUGAAUCUGUUUAGCAAAAUUACAGUAUGUGUCGGUACAGUAGUGUUUUAAGCUCAAAUGGAAAAGCAAAUAACUUAUCCAUAUUGUUUCACAUUUCAUAUUCAUCUAAACACUGGUAAAUAUAGUUAAAAUAAAACAGUUAAGCCUUCCAUUUUAGAUAUUCACAAUGGUACUGGUGUUUUAAUACCAUAUAGCUAUACUUAUAGACAGUUAAGGUUAAAUAUAGUUACAAUUCUAUAAAUGAAUAUAGGUACAUUUCUUUGUUUUUCCGUCCACAGAUUUGUAUUCUAUAUCACUGAGAUUUGUAUUAAGCUACACUAUGUUCAUCAAUCGUGGUCUGGUUACAUUAAUUAUACUGACGGACUGACCUAUCCCUCCAUAUCAAUCUGCUCAACAUCUGUCAGAUCAUAGUAUGUCCAUCAUUAUAAAGGUUAUAUUAAAAAUGCAUACAAGGCUUGAAAUCUGCCUGUCAUAUCUGAAUCUUAAUGAUCUUGUAUACGGUCAUAGGUUUCGCCUUGCCUCAUUUCACCUCAAUUCAUCAUGAACAUUUCAACAUCUUUCAGCAUUUUUUUCAUUUUUUUUUUUAAGAAAAAUUGUUUUGGUAUUUAUUGAUAUGUCAGGGAGUCUCGUUGUCUUCUUUGAAAGUAUUCUCCUCUUAUUGGUGCUAAAAAAAGCAAUAUCCUCUGUUUUUUGAGGGUACUUGUCACCUGAAUGACCAUGUUAUAUAUAUAUACACUUACUUGAAUGGAGUGUAAAAAUCCAUGUUGUGCAUUUUUUAAACUGUAAUAAAUACAUAUAUCACAUUGCA